Messenger RNA from Penicillium brasilianum, 904 nucleotides. The record is from the annotation of a GenBank genome assembly. NCBI's taxonomy places the organism in Eukaryota, Fungi, Ascomycota, Eurotiomycetes, Eurotiales, Aspergillaceae.
GUGAAGACGGCCAUGGAUGGGCGCAGCGCAUACGUCAGCCAGCAAUCCUCAAACAAGAUCCACCGAUCAAGUGAUCUUGUUCUUCUGUAAAUUGGUUUCAAUUCUCUGAACACUUCGAGUUGAGGCCAUUGUCUCCGUAUUCUAGACCAUUCGUUCCCUCUAUCCCAUUGUGUUGCUGCAGGGCGCCCAAUCUCAGACAAAAUGCCAACUAUCCUCCCCACUUGGCCACACGUUCUUUUUGGCUUCAUUGAACCUCUCUCCUUGGUUCUCGGAAGCCUCGCCCCGAUAUAUGACCUGGACAGCUUUAUCGCUGGUCAAACGCCCCAAGCAGACCCUCCUUCCGCCCAUCCCAGCAGCCUCUCGUUGGCCUACCAACUUGGCAACCUAUACUCGCUCCUUUUCCUUAUCGGAGUGGCCGUGUUGCAUACAAGCACAGAGCCCAAGGUCGUGCGUAACUACCUGAUUGCCUUGGCUAUCGCCGAUGUCGGUCACGUCUAUGCCACGUAUCUGGGGAUGGGCUGGACUGCAUUUUCGGAUGUUGGCGCGUGGAAUGCUCUGACGUGGGGGAACAUCGGCGCGACCGCAUUUCUCUUUAUCAAUCGUCUGGCCUAUUUCGUGGGCAUCUUCGGACCUACCAAAACAUCCAAGGUAGCCGGGAAACGAGAAUAAAAAUUUGUGAUGCUGUUGAGCAGCUGCGUUGGAACGGUACUGUACAGUCGGAAUUUGGGCAUCUAGUCCUGCAAUAAUUGGGUGUUAUUAUUCGCUCUCGGAUUCUAUAGGGAAUGAAUGACGUUUCAAGGAAUGAAUAUUCGGGCGCUUCGGGCGCGAUGGACUUGAUAUGAUUCGUAAAAUCUCUUUCGCAUGGCAUACUGGGAGUCAUGCUGGUUUUCACUACCAGUCUGGG